This is a messenger RNA of Rotaria socialis, 993 nucleotides long. The record is from the annotation of a GenBank genome assembly. Lineage: Eukaryota; Metazoa; Rotifera; Eurotatoria; Philodinida; Philodinidae.
AUGUUUCGUUCAUUAAUUCGUCCAAACACAUGUAUUCGAUGUUUAGCCAAUCGAAUUCAAUAUAAUAGUACGAAUAAAAGUAAAUCUGAAAUCGAUCAGGGUACUGUAUUUAUUCGUAAAGAUGUUCAAGAUUUACUAACAAAUAUAACUGGCUUUGAUUUAUCGCGAAUAUUUAAAUUACGUAAUAAUAAAAAUCUCGACCGUAUCGCCUAUAAAUAUUUAACUGAUAAACAACUCAAAGAAGAACAAGAAAAAACAAUAGAACGUGGUCGAGCAAAACUGCAAAUGCCACCGGUUUUAUCUGAGGCCGACGAAAACAUAGAAGUUCUUGAAAAAGACGACAUGUUGAGUGGUUUUUCAUCAAGUAAACAUUUAUUUAUUGAUAUAUCACUUGGAAUACCAAUACGAAAUCGGCUUAUUGUCGCUCGAGAUGUUGAUGGUACAGUACGAACAGCAACAUUAGAUGAAAAACGACGAAUGAGACAAAUCUAUUUUCCAAUUGCUGGAAGAGAAUUAGUCAUGCCGAAAAUGUUUGAAGACGAACAUUUAGAAAAAAUAUUAGAACGAGGUGAUUAUGAAUUUUUACUUGACCGAGCAUGUGUUCAAUUUGAACCGGAUGAUCGAGAUUAUAAGCGGGUGACUCAAAGAACGUAUGAACAUAUUGAUCAAACAAAUUCUUAUGAUGUACUUCGAUCAACAAGACAUUUUGGCCCAAUGACUUUUUAUUAUGCAUGGUAUAAAAAAGUCGAUCGACUAAUGAACGAUAUGAUUAGAAGAAAUUUAAUGAACGAUGCUGUUGCAGUUCUUCAACUCUAUGCAAUUAUUCAUCCAAAUUCCAAAGUAGCCACAUAUAACUUUAGUGAUACAAAUUCUCAUGAUCUUAUUCAAGCCUAUAUUGAGAAUGAAGCUCGAAUACCAGACUUACUUAGUGACGCACUUCGUCAACAAUCACGAAAAACUCAACAAACUGCUGCUGCUGCUGCUAGCGGAUAA